CCCCACACGGAACAUUCUCGAUUAACAGUCACAUGAAAUUUACGUCAGAUUUAUACAGAUUUAUGAGACACAUCCGUAAAAGUGUUGGUUUCAAAAGUAAUUAUGAUGUCACUAACAUUGCCGUGGUGCUUAUUACUACUACUAGUAGUUGUAACAUAUAAAGCAACUGCCACAAAAGUGUAUGUACCGGAACUUAGUUCCAGGAACUUCGAUUAUUGCCAUGAUAAGAGAAAAUAUUCAUGUCCAGACUCUAACAGUGCUCUGGAGUUAAGGACAAAGGCUUGCGGUUUCCAAUGUGCAAUAGGGACAUCCUAUGUAUGCAAAGAUGAUAAGAAGGGCAGAGGUGUUUUAGAGUUCUGUGCCGAGCAGGAAGUUUGUGGAAUAGGUCUGAUGAAUAAAGUUUAUUUCGAUGAGGAUCACCAGAAAGUUGUAAUAGAGAAAAGUGUUUGCCCAGAAGCGUUUUACCAGCCAGUCAGAGAAAACUGCUACACAGCAUGCUCUUAUUUUAAACAUGAAGAUGCAGACCUCAUUGAACGUCUGGGAAUUAAAGUGUUGUACCCAGGAAACAAUACUCAUCCAGGCCGUGGGUAUUGUGAUGUAGAACGUGGGUUUGUGAGUUCCAACUCUAACAUGUACACAAGUCUGGCUGAGAAUGAGGUUUCUGUCUGUGAUAAGUUGGUUGAUUUUGAGACACUUUGCCCUAAGGAUAAGCGCCUUUUACCAAAUAGGCAAUGUGGUAAUAUAUGUAAGAAAGGAUAUGUAGUGGAUAAAUUGAACUAUUUCAAAUGCUCAAUGGGAACUGGUGAUAAUAGCAGUACUGUGAUAAAAGAAACCACUGCUCAUCCAGACCAAAAUGUAACUCCGUCUCCUCCAGAAAUCUCAAAACAUAUUAAUAUCACAAGUCCGUCCACUCCAUCAACAUCACCUCAUCAGAAAGAUUCAAAUUUGGUCACUAUACUAGUAGCAGUGUUUGUGUCUUCUACAGUUGUGAUUGUUUUAGUUUCAGUUUGUUGUAUCUGUUGGAGACGUAGAAACUCAAGGAAUAGGAGAGGAGAUUAUCAGUCGGGAUCAAAGAAGAAAGAAGGAAACACACGUUUUAAGAAGAUACAGAAAAACUGUAGCUUUACCAAGUACAACACGAAGAAUGGGGAUAUUGUGAUCAACAUAUUAGGUGAUAACAAGGAUGAAAGUAUUACAAGAAAGAGUUCGUCAGCAGAUACGGGAGUGUCCACGUCCAAUGUAUCAGAAAUUGAGUUAGAUCAAGAACUGGAUCGAGGCUCAAUUGAAUCUGGUUACAGGACAGUACACAGUGGCGAGCCGUUACCACAGCAGUUCAUGAAGAAAUUGAAAUCUCUUGUCAGCACCCAUUAUACAGAUGAGGACAUAGAACAGACAAUACCUAUGCAAAUAGUAGAUUCAAAAUUAUAAGUAACAAAAGAUAAAUUUUUUUUAUAACAAAUGAAAUUUGGAUGUCUUUAAGAUGUUUACUGCUGCAAGAAGAAAUUUUCUCCUACUUUCUUCCUGUUUUUUUUUCUCUCACUUUUACUGUUUCAGCGAUACAUUGAUUUUCUUUGAUAUUGUUACAACAAAAAUGCAGUUUUUUCUCCCUUUUUGAUAAGAUAAAAAGAUGUAAAACAUAGAUUGAAGAUCUUACUUACAAAUCUUCAAAUAAUUUUUGAUUCAGUCACAAUGUGGUUUAAUAUUUUAUUGUUUGAUAUACUUUUAUUUUCUGCUACGCUAAAGACCCAGCUGGGCUGUUGAAACCUCUUCUUUUCUUUUACUGCACACAUUAUACUGCUUGGCUGUAACUACGAAUUUCAUUAGAAGUGAAAAACUCAAUAAUCUUAUUGUGUACUCUGUUUUAUGGCAAUACUUACAAUUAUUGAGUUGACAAAGAUUAAAGUGACAUUAUGCUAAUUCAAGGGUAUUCAGUGAGUGAACAGGUGAAAGUCAAAAUAAGUUUUUAUAUAGCCAUAAUUCCUUUUAAUUUAAUAAUUUACUGCAUAUAAACAAUAAAACAACCCUGGAUCGAAACGGAAUUUUUGUAAAUAUCGCUUAGAACUUACCUGAAACAUGAAAGAGUGGGGCAGUCUUUUUAUAUUAUAGGCAGAUUUUGAAUUUUAUCCUAAACAUUUUCCAAAAUAAACUGUUCGUCAAACACCAUUUAAACAGUUAAUCUUUUGAAAUAAAAAGUCCAUUCAGCUCAACUUGACUAUGAAAAUAUGAGCAUAAUGUCACUUUAAUGAAAUUUUAAAGAUUACAUAGAUACCUUUAGUAUAAUUUGAAAAGAUAAAAUAUGUCUUGUUCUUGUGAAGUAGUUUGUCAUAUCUUGAUGUACACGUAAUUAAAAGAAAGCUGGAAAAACUUACUUGAAAGAAUGAUAGCUGAUAGUAGGGCAGCAUUUUAGUGAUGCUGCAUGCAUCUCUAGCAGUAAAAGUGUGUACCUCUCAACCAUGGGAAUUAUGGUUUUGAACCCUCUGGGGCUCGUAACCUUUUUAAACCUGUAUGCUCUAUUAUUUAUAAUUGAGCUGAAAAAAAUCAGUGAUUGCUGAAACAGUAAAAGCUGAUACAUAAAAAGUGAUGUUGACCAUUCAUAUGCUUGUUAGGAUUUGAAAAUCCACCUCAAUUGCAUAUAUAAGUAGUUUUAUUGAGAUAAAACUCAUGUUUUGAGAAAAAUGAGAGACAAAAAAAAACUUUAAAUUAUAUUUUAAAAGGUUUUUAUUGUUAAAGAUGUUGUUUAAGAAAUCCAAAGAAUUUCAAAAGAAGAUUGAUUUUGAUAUCUUUUUAGUUCCUAUCCCAUCGUUAUUUUAUUUUUUAAAGGAUACACUUUUAUUUCAUGAAUAUGUUU
This is a messenger RNA of Ruditapes philippinarum (Manila clam), 2848 nucleotides long. RefSeq lists its product as uncharacterized. NCBI's taxonomy places the organism in Eukaryota, Metazoa, Mollusca, Bivalvia, Venerida, Veneridae. The transcript is spliced from 10 exons. The record is from RefSeq and is a predicted model, not a curated record. The coding region runs from base 103 to 1428 and encodes 441 amino acids.